Brassica oleracea var. oleracea is the source of this 517-nucleotide messenger RNA. RefSeq lists its product as uncharacterized. Bases 152 to 400 code for a protein of 82 amino acids. The transcript has a single exon. The record is from RefSeq and is a predicted model, not a curated record. Lineage: Eukaryota; Viridiplantae; Streptophyta; Magnoliopsida; Brassicales; Brassicaceae.
AAUUCUAUAAUUUCACGAUAAAUAAAAUGACAACCAAAAAGGUUGAAAGACUCUGAUUGGUUUAGAUGCAUAUAAUCUAUAUAAAUAUGACCACCCACACGUUCGUUUGCAUCACAAAUCUUUAAAGUGUUGUCAUUAAGCAAAGAGGGUAAUGGCGGAGUCAAAGAGCUCCAAGAGGAUGGUGAAGCAGACGAUGGGCAAGAAGAAGAACAACAAAAAGGGUCAUGAGUCUGGAUCCGGAUCCGGUUUGCUUCGAAUGAAGGUGAGGAAGCUCCAAAUACUGAUACCAGGUGGGAAAAGAUGCAACCACCCGAAUCUACUUUUAUUGAAAACCGUUGACUAUAUUGUCAACUUGAAGUUGAAGCUUAGGCUCCUUAAAGCAUUAUCCAACUCUUUUUGAAGAUUACAACUAUGGUAUUUCAAGUUUAUUUUCCGUGUAUGGAUUGUCAUUUGGAGUUUGCUUUAUGCCGUAUAUUUUACUUUAUUUUAUAUAGUUUGUUUAUAUUUAUGUAACAGU